CUCUCACUCACAGUUCUCUCCGCCUUCUCUGUCGAUUCUCUCGGAGUCCUCAAUUUCUCCGAACGAGAAAUGGCAAAUCAGAGUGAAGAUCCUGCUAUUCCAACUGCUCAAAUAGUGGGCAAUGCCUUUAUACAACAAUACUAUUUGACUCUACAUAAAUCUCCUGAUAUGGUUCACAAAUUUUACACUGAUGAUAGCGUCCUUAGCCGUCCUGGGCCUGAUGGUGUGAUGACAUCAGUGACGACAAUGCAAGGAAUUAGUGAGAUGAUUCUCUCGUUGGACUACCAGAACUAUCAUGCACAAAUUUUGUCAGCUGAUGCUCAGUUUUCUUAUAAGGAUGGGGUGAUUGUUCUAGUGACUGGGUGUUUAACUGGAAACAACAAUGAGAAAAGGAAAUUUACUCAAUCUUUCUUUCUAGCCCCUCAAGACAAGGUGGCCAAAAGUUACUUUGUCUUGAAUGAUGUUUUUAGGUACAUUGAUGAUGUGGCAAAUAAUGAUGCCGAUGGAAGCUCUCAAACACCUCUAACACCAGUUGUUGAGUCGACUAAUGCUGCUGAUCAGCCUGUGCUGAGUGAAACCACAUCUGUGGAAAUUGAGGUAGAGGUGGAGGUGGCUACUGGUAACGAUGAGAGUCAAGUUAUCCCGCCAGUGGACCACGAGAAGGAAAGAAUUACUGAGAAAGUUGUGGUUGCUGCAGAAAAUGGCCAUGUUGAUCCUGCUGAAAAUUCAGUUGACUUAAGUCAGAGUGCGGCUCAUUCCGUCUCUGAGACAACUACUUCUACUCUCCAGGAAGAUGCUCCUAAGAAGUCCUUUGCGUCAGUGGUGAAUGCCUUGAACAAAAAUUCUGCCCCAUUUCAUGUGAGGGCUCCCCAACCUAAACCCGCUAAACUUGUAGAGCAGCCUCGAGCACCCGUGGUACCUGUGCCACCAGCUCCCGCAGCCAAUGGUGCCCCGGAAAAGAACAAUGAUCCUGCAGUUAAGGCUUAUGCCAUUUUUGUUGCAAAUCUUCCCAUGAUUGCAACUGUUGAAGAACUUGAUAAGCUUUUCAAGCAAUUUGGUCCCAUCAAGCAUGAUGGAAUUCAAGUUAGGAGCAAUAAGCAACAGGGAACAUGCUUUGGUUUUGUGGAAUUUGAAUCCGCAAGUUCUAUGCAAAGUGCACUUGAGGCAUCACCAAUUGUGUUCGGCAACCGCAAAUUGUCCAUUGAAGAAAGACGAGCAAACAACGAUAGAGCGAAGCUCUCAUCAGGAAGAAGCGGUUACCGCAAUGACAAUUUCCGGGGAAGCCGUGGAAACUACAGUGGGAACCGUGGUUAUGGAAGGAAUGAGUUCGAGAAGCGUGGCGAGUUCUCGGGCCGAGCUAGGGGGAAUGGCAAUGGUGGACGCAACGGAGAAGCUCACCAGAGGCCUAUUCAAAACUGGGGAGAGAGAGUUGCCCAGCAAGAAGCCAAGGUGGCUUAAUUGGGUUGCUUUGCAACAAGAUUUUAUUUUUUUAUUUUUUAUUUUUCGAAUUUCUACUUGAGUUUUUGGUAAUCGGUGGCGGCAUUUUUAGGAUCUUGAUUUUUUUUUUUUUUUUGGUUUUAACUCUUUAUUAUCUAUUUUUGGGCUUCAAGUUGUUAGUAUCUCUACUCUUCAGCUAUUUUGUUUUUCGUCCUACCCCGAAUCCUCCCUUUCUUCUGGCUUAUGAUGAUGGGAAAGAAAUCCGACCCUUUUUUUGUUUUUUAACACUAUUAUUAUUAUAAUUGAUCUUUCAAUAAUUAAAUUAGAUAAGGGUCAUAAUGUUUGCUUUAAUUGCGUGACUUCUCUCUUCUCC
Molecule: messenger RNA, 1810 nt
Organism: Morus notabilis
Lineage: Eukaryota; Viridiplantae; Streptophyta; Magnoliopsida; Rosales; Moraceae
Product: ras GTPase-activating protein-binding protein 2
Exons: 9
Coding region: 70-1458 (462 amino acids)
Cellular component (GO): cytosol; ribonucleoprotein complex
Molecular function (GO): mRNA binding
Source: RefSeq, a predicted model, not a curated record